Messenger RNA from Anopheles darlingi, 1218 nucleotides. RefSeq lists its product as uncharacterized. Gene Ontology annotation, molecular function: protein binding. Gene Ontology annotation, biological process: cell-matrix adhesion. The coding region runs from base 1 to 1137 and encodes 378 amino acids. The record is from RefSeq and is a predicted model, not a curated record. Lineage: Eukaryota; Metazoa; Arthropoda; Insecta; Diptera; Culicidae. Gene Ontology annotation, cellular component: basement membrane. The transcript has 6 exons.
AUGGACACGGCUCUACUGGCCGGUGUUUUUCUAUUAGCAACGACGGUGUUCCUGCCCACCCAGAGUGCAAUCGAUCCACCAUCGUGCGAUGCGUACGGUUGUGUGUCGACUUUGCGUCAGGAGGAUUGUCCCAAGGGUCAGUUCCUUAUAUCGGGCGGCUCAUUGAACGGUUGCUGUCCCGGGUGUCGCGGAGGCCGCGUGUACAUGGCCGUGUGUAACGAUAACAUUCCCGAACGUCGCUGUGCCCCUGGAUUGAAAUGUGGCGGCCGGAAGUGUAUCUACGAUCGUUCUACCUGUCUGCACACGCUGCACCUCGAUAAGGAUCUAGUCGGUUGGGUACCGAAGUGUAAUCUGGAUGGUACCUACGCAGCCAAACAGUGUCGUGGUGAUCGUCUAUCGGGACGCUGCUUCUGCUACAGUGACGAUGGAAAGCGUAUCUUCGGUUGGGAUUGGUACCGGAACACCGAACGAAUGACUUGUGCUUGCAGCCGAAGACGCGAUACGCUCGAAAGGGAUGGUCGGUUCGAUGUGACCCUACACUGCACGCAAAACGGCAACUACGAGGAGUUGCAAUGUGAUUCCGGGCUGUGCUGGUGUGCGGACGAAUUCACCGGAAGCGUACAGCUAGGGACCAUGGUUGUACAUGAAAGCCUCUGGACGCUGCUACCAUGCUAUAACAGCACGCUUCACGGUGAAACGUAUUUGCGACAGUGCGAGAGUGCCGCCUAUGCCCAGAAGAUGAUCCUCAAGAAGUUCUACACGCGCGGUACGAUCGGGGUGACGUUCAACGAGAUACGCUGCGAUUACGAUGGCGCCUACGGUCGUUACAUGGUGGAGAAUGGAGUAGUCUUCUGUACCUGGCGCGAUGGCAAGAAGAUCGGUUCGUUCCAGGUGCGCUCCAGCAUGAUGUCAGGAGUAAAUUGCUAUUGUGCUCGUGAUACGGUCAUCUUCCGCGAGGAGAGCAUACCGUUUACGCUGGCCUGCGGUGGCAAUGGGAACUACGAGUACUCGCAGGAUCAAAACGGGAAGCUGUUCUGCGUCGACGGCGAUGGGUUCGUGGUAACGACGGAGGUUGCACCGAAUGAGGCGUGCGAUAAGUUCAUCUACAAUUCCAACUUCUAUGACGAAGAAUCCUAAUUCUACAAGAGCAUUCCAGAAGCGUGUUGCAAACUGAGAACCAUCAAUCCCAUACAAAGGACCUCGCAGUGACUUACCGUC